Messenger RNA from Medicago truncatula (barrel medic), 1932 nucleotides. RefSeq names its product mediator of RNA polymerase II transcription subunit 15a. The transcript has 6 exons. The coding region runs from base 58 to 1707 and encodes 549 amino acids. The record is from RefSeq and is a predicted model, not a curated record. Lineage: Eukaryota; Viridiplantae; Streptophyta; Magnoliopsida; Fabales; Fabaceae. Gene Ontology annotation, molecular function: transcription coactivator activity; chromatin DNA binding; protein binding. Gene Ontology annotation, biological process: protein ubiquitination; regulation of DNA-templated transcription.
UUGAAACUCAAAACAAACGCCAAAACCCCCAAAUUCACAAAUCCCUAAAAUCCAACCAUGACCACCGUAACUGCACAAUCUCCACCACCACCACCACCACCACCGUCAUUCUCUUCGCUUUCAACAACAAACGCCUCACACGAAUUCUUGAUCGAAGGCUACUCACUGACCAAGGGAAUGGGAAUCGGAAAACACAUUGCAAGCGAAGUUUUCACCGGCGGAGGGUAUGAAUGGGCAAUCUACUUCUAUCCCGACGGCAAGAAUCCGCAGGAUAAGUCUGAAUUUGUUUCUGUUUACGUCACGUUGGAGAGUGAAGUUACUAAUGUUAGAGCGUUGUUUGAACUCAAGCUUCUUGAUCAGAGUGGUAAAGGGAAGCAUAAGGUCCAUAGCCAUUUUGUUCCGCCGCUUCAGACUGUUCCUUAUACUCUUAAGCAGAAGGGUAGUAUGUGGGGGUACAAGCGAUUUUUCAGACGGGCAUUGCUUGAAAGCUCUGAUUUCCUCAAGAAUGACUGCUUGAAAUUCAACUGUACUGUUGGAGUCGUGAUUUCUGCUACUGAUUGUCCACCACUUAAAUCUAUUCACGUCCCAAAAUCUGACAUUGUAUCACACUUUGGUGCACCAUUGGAGAACAUAGAAGGUUCAAAUGUUACUAUUGACGUUGCUUCAGAUACUACUGAACCCACUAUUGACACAAGUGAUUGGAGAACUCAAAUACAACCUGAUCAACGCCAUAGAAUCGUCAACAAAAUAAUGGACACGUUAAGAAAAUAUCAUCCUAUUUCUGGUUCUGAGGGAUUACUUGAACUUCGGAAGCUUGCUCAAAGGUUUGAAGAUAAGAUCUAUACUGAUGCGGCAAGCCAGUCUGAUUAUUUGCGAAAAAUAUCUUUGAAAAUGGUAACAAUGGAGAAUAAAUCUCAAAACACCAUGGCCAACAAUUUGCCAUCAAAUGAAGGUGGUCCCAGAAAUAAUCUGCCCGGUCAAGGACAACAACAUCCUAAUCCUUUGCCUAGUCAGCAUCAGCUAUCUCAAACCAUUCAAAAUAAUGCUGCACCUCAACCUAACCUUCCAUCAGUAUCGGCUCUACCCCAGAUUCCGAUCCAGAAUAUUAGCCAAAAUUCUAACACUCAACAACCUGGGCAAGAUUCUAUGAGUAACACUAUUGGCCAGAAUUCCAAUGUACAGAGUAUGUUUCCUGAUUCUCAGAGGCAAAUGCCAAGUAGGCAGCAAGUUGUUCUCCAACAGCAACAGCAACAAUCACUGAAUCAACAACAGAUUCUUCACCAACAGCAGCUUCUGAAACCAAAUCAGCUGCAAUCUUCUCAACAAUCUGCUAUGCAAACAUCAUUGGCUAUGCAGCCUUUGAUGAUGCAAUCAUCUCUAUCCAGACUUCUACAGAAUCAGCAACAGAUUCUUUACCAACAGCAGCUUAUGAAUUACAACCUGUCUCAUAUGCAGCAGCAGCAACACCAGCAACAGCAGAACAUUCUGCAGGCAAAUCAGCUGAAAUCUUCUCAACAGUCUGUUAUGCAAACAUCAUCGGCUAUGCAGUCCAGUCUUCAACAGCAACAGAUUCUUUACCAGCAUCAGCUUCUAAAGCAUAAGCUGUCCCAGAUGCUGCAGCAGCAACACCAGCAGCAAUUGAUGAUGACGACGAUGAUGAUAAUGAUGACGUUGAUGAUGAUGGUGGUGAUGAUGAUGAUGAUUUGAGAGUGGAGAAUUUUGGGUUCAAAUAAUAAUUUUUUUUAUGCAUUUUAACAUUUCUGGUCUUUUUCUUUAGAGUUCUUUCCUACUCUAAUCGUUCUUACCUUAUAAUAAAGCAAACUUAGUUUUAUGGCAAAUGUGAUAUUUGUCAUUUAAUUAUAGUUGUUAUCUCUUCUAGUCAAGAUAUUAUUGAAAGAUUUAUAAAUAAUAUUGUUUGGCCCCUUUAAUCAA